Messenger RNA from Musca domestica (house fly), 2976 nucleotides. RefSeq names its product aminopeptidase N. The record is from RefSeq and is a predicted model, not a curated record. Gene Ontology annotation, biological process: proteolysis; peptide catabolic process. Gene Ontology annotation, cellular component: cytoplasm. Bases 50 to 2878 code for a protein of 942 amino acids. Lineage: Eukaryota; Metazoa; Arthropoda; Insecta; Diptera; Muscidae. Gene Ontology annotation, molecular function: zinc ion binding; peptide binding; metalloaminopeptidase activity. The transcript is spliced from 5 exons.
AUUAUUUGGCAACGAACAGAGUCAUGUUGACAUUUGUCGCAGAAACAACAUGAACAGUCGUCUGGUAGUAUUUUCGGCAAUAGCGAUCCUUGCCGUGGCAGGAUCAGUGAAAUCCGCCAGCCAUUAUAAAUUCCCUGUCGAAAGGGAAUCCGUGUUAACAGGAACUCCUCGCGAAGAUCUCAACUAUCGUUUACCAAAUAAUACCAUACCCUCUCACUAUGAUAUCGUUUUAACGACGCGUGUCGAUGAGGGCAUUCGCGAGUUUACCGGUGUCGUAACAAUCGAUGUGACUGUGGUCGAAGAAACUAAUUCAUUUGUUUUGAAUGCACGUCAAUUGAAAUUCGAUAAAGCCACAGUGCAGAGUGGCAGCGAAAGUCCAGAGGAAUUAAAAAUUGUCUACGAUGAACAACGUGAAUUUUUGAUUUUGACACGUAAAGUUGAGGCGCCCUUUGCCAAGGAUUCGAAAUUAAAAUUGAAUGUGACCUAUAACGGUGUACUUCGGAAUGAUAAUGCUGGCUUCUACAUGACCACAUACACCGAUGUCAAUGGCAGUGAACGGCCCCUGGCUGCAACACAGUUCGAGAGUACUAAUGCUCGUCAUGCCUUCCCCUGUUACGAUGAUCCCGGCAAAAGGGCCACAUUCAAAAUUACCAUCAACCAUAGCCCCACAUAUACUGCCAUUUCCAAUAUGCCUGUGUAUGAGACAGAGACCACUUCAGGCAAAACUGUUUUUGAAACCACUGUCAAUAUGCCCACAUACAUUGUGGCCUUUAUUGUUUCGGAUUUCAAAUAUUCUGAAGGUGAACUGAACGGUUUGAAGCAACGUGUCUAUUCUCGACCUGGUUCGGAAGAUGAACAAGAAUGGGGUCUGUUGUCGGGAAUGUUGAUUACUCAACGUCUAGCUGAGUAUUUUGACAUUGAUUUCAUGUUGCCGAAAUUGGAUCAAGCCGCCAUACCGAAUAAAGGUGGUGCCAUGGAAAAUUAUGGUUUGGCCACCUAUGGUGAACAAUAUAUGCUGUACAACAGAGAUCUGUCAACGGUUAACACGCAAACGGCUAUUGCCAAUAUUAUUGGCCAUGAAAUCGGUCAUCAAUGGUUUGGCGAUUAUGUAACUAUUCAAUGGUGGACAUAUCUGUGGCUGAAGGAAGGAUUUGCCCAGUUGUUCUCCUACAAGGCAACAGAUGAUGCCUUCCCGGAAUGGGGUAUAUGGCAACAAUUCCAGACAGACGAAUACCAGGCUGCCUUGACCAGUGAUGCUAGUGAUAAGCCCAGACCUAUGACACAUUAUGUCCAGACAGCCGCCGAGAUAUCUAGCCUCUACGACGAUGUAUCCUAUGCCAAGGCUGGUUCCGUGCUACAUAUGUGGAAUCAUGCCCUAACCGAUGCCGUCUUCAAACGUGGUCUACAUAAUUAUUUGGAUGCUAAUAAAUUUACUUCUGCCGUGGAAGAUGAUCUCUUCAAUGCCUUGCAAAUCGCUGCCAAGGAGGAAAAUCAUCCCAUACCAGCCCGUAUCGAAGAUAUGUUGCGUUCCUGGACCCAACAAGGUGGUUAUCCAGUGCUGACCGUUAGCCGCAACUAUGAUGAUGGUUCAUUCACUGUCGCCCAACAAUCAUUCCACAACAACGAGAACACCAAGUCCGAUAAAUUGUGGUAUAUCCCCAUCAAUUAUGCCAGCCAAUCGAAUGCCGAUUUCCGCAACACAGCAGCCAGCGACUUUUUGUUAAAUGUCAGCAGCAUUAAGGUGGAUGCCAAGCUGUCCAAGGAUGACUGGCUAAUUUUAAAUAAACAAUCGACCGGAUUUUAUCGCAUCAAUUAUGAUGACAAAAAUUGGAAGCUGAUUGUUGAAGGCCUUCACGAUAAACCCUACAAGGUCCAUCCCCUCAAUCGGGCCCAGCUAAUGCAUGAUGCCUAUCGUUUUAGCAUCUCCAAUCGUUUGCAACACUCCACGUUGUUGGAAAUGUUACCCUAUCUGGUUGAAGAGGAUCAAUAUGCUCCAUGGGCCACGGCAAAGGGUAUCUUUGAUACGUUCCAUCGUUUCCUUAUUGAUCACAGCAAUUAUGAAUAUUUCCAACGCUAUCUGGCCUAUAUUGUUGAGCCCGUCUAUGAGAAGUUCGGUGUGCAUGAAGAUUCCGGCGAACAACAUUAUCAUAAAUUUACACGCAACAUUAUCAUCCAUCUGGCCUGGAUGGCUGAUGUUAAAACUUGCCAGCAGGAAGUUCGUAAGAAAUUCGAAGCUGAAUUGAACAACGUUGUUGCCAUUGAGCCAAAUCUACGAUCCCAAUUCUACUGUCUGGCCCUGAAAGAUGCCACAUCCACGGAAUUCAAUUAUGUUUUCGAUAAACUGAUGAACACCAAUGAUCAAGCUUUGCGAAAUUCUUUCAUUUCAUCGCUGGGUUGUGCUGAAAAUGCUGAGCAAUUGAAUAAGUUCUUUAGCAGCUCCAUUGAUACCGGCAACAAGUUGCGCAGUCCGGAACGUCUGACCAUACUCAGUGCUGCCUACAGUCGCAGCCAAGCUGGUCUCUAUGCUGCCAUUGAAUUCCUGAAUAACAAUUGGCAAGCCUAUGGUGAGUUGGCCAUUGGCAGUAACAAACCCUUGGAUGCUGCCAUACGCGGCAUGUCCAGCUAUGUGGUUAAGAGUGAUCAAGAAUUGAAGCUAUUGGAAUUGGUGGACAAGGUAAAGGAGAGUGCCUACGUAAACAGUGAUCUGGAGACAGUGGUUAAAUCUAGAAUUCAGGAUAACUAUAAUUGGUUGAAGGCGAAUCGUGAUCCCAUUAUGUCUUGGAUGCUUAACUUCCGCAACAGUGGCAGUGCUAGUUUAACUCUGUCCUUUGUAUCGUUGGCCAGCGCCUUAGUAAUUGUUGUUUUUAGAUUGUUUUAAAUAGAGAAAUAUAUUUUGAUAUUGUUGUAAACUAAAUAAAAAAACAAUUAAAUUGUAUCAGUCGGUAUACAGAUAUAUACCCUCAGCAUUUGACCAUG